GAAAACGUACAAGCUUAAAAAAAAAACUCAUCAAAUUGCCAAGUGGAUUGAGCGCGUCCUCAAAGUGACUUAAGUACUAAAACCAUCAGUGUGCUAAGAGUGCAAGUGACUUAAAUUCUAAAUGGCAGUGUCAACGUUGAACAUGUCACCUUACUUCACUGGAUACCCUUUCCAAGGUCAAGGAAGAGUGAACCAACUCGGCGGUGUCUUCAUCAACGGUCGUCCUCUUCCGAACCACAUCCGGUUGAAAAUCGUCGAGAUGGCUGGUUCCGGAGUCCGGCCCUGUGUUAUCUCAAGACAACUGAGAGUAUCCCACGGCUGCGUCUCCAAAAUCCUGAACAGGUACCAGGAAACUGGAAGCAUUCGACCAGGAGUGAUCGGCGGCUCUAAACCGCGCGUCGCCACCGCUGAAGUGGAGAAGAGGAUCGAGCAGUUGAAGCAACAGCAACCGGGCAUCUUCUCCUGGGAGAUUCGUGAUAAAUUGAUAAAGGAAGGAAUUUGCGAUAAAACGUCGGCGCCAUCGGUGAGCUCGAUCAGCAGGUUGCUGCGCGGCGGCAGGAAGGAGGAUUUGAUGGAUAGGAAGAACCACUCGAUAGACGGGAUCUUGGGUCCGGCCACGUCUUGCGACGAAAGCGACACCGAAUCCGAACCUGGUAUUCCCUUGAAGAGGAAGCAACGGAGAUCAAGGACCACUUUCACCGGGGAGCAAUUGGAGGCUUUGGAAAGGGCCUUCGGGAGAACGCAAUAUCCUGAUGUGUACACUCGCGAGGAGUUGGCGCAGAAGACGAAGUUAACUGAAGCCAGAGUACAGGUUUGGUUCUCGAAUAGGAGAGCCAGGUUGAGGAAGCAAUUGAACUCUCAACAAUUGAACGCCUUCAACACCAUGUCUCUGCAAUCCUUCCCCGCGGUGCAACAGCAUUAUCCAGAGGCCGGAUUCAAUCAGACCUCCUGGAGCCAACAAACCUAUCCAGGAAGUCUGGGUACAAGCUUAUCCACCGCUUCGCACCAAACCUUAACUCCAAGCACAGCAAGCUUAGGAGCAUCUCCAACAAACACGACAACCCAGACGCAACCAACCCAGGCCUCUCUCUAUGGAAGUUAUAACGCUCCGACUUUAGACCAAAGCAAUUUGAACCAUCACCAGUUCGGUUACAACAUGGCUCAGGUUUCCCCGACACAGCACAGCGUGUCCCCGCCGCAGCCGACCGCCUGGACGCAUCAGAAACCUAAAGUUGCAGAAAACCUGAGCUCAUGGCACGAGAAUUAUAGUCUCUUUGCUGGAGGACAUUACGGAGCUCAUUCACCCACAGAGGCCAAAUCCGGAUACCCGUACUUCGGAGCCAUGGAGAUGUGCACCAGUCGAGUCCAUUAAAGACAUCCAAUGAUAAUUAAAAAAUAUCAUCAACAACUUUGCUUUAACCAAUUACAAUUAGUUUCCGCACUAAUUAAUUGCCUGUACAUAGUA
This is a messenger RNA of Nicrophorus vespilloides, 1465 nucleotides long. RefSeq names its product protein gooseberry (gene gsb). The record is from RefSeq and is a predicted model, not a curated record. The transcript has 5 exons. Gene Ontology annotation, molecular function: RNA polymerase II cis-regulatory region sequence-specific DNA binding; DNA-binding transcription factor activity, RNA polymerase II-specific. Bases 122 to 1372 code for a protein of 416 amino acids. Gene Ontology annotation, biological process: anatomical structure development; regulation of transcription by RNA polymerase II. NCBI's taxonomy places the organism in Eukaryota, Metazoa, Arthropoda, Insecta, Coleoptera, Silphidae.